GAGCGCGCGAGAGGGGAGAGCUUUUCCCUCUCCUCUCUCUCUGUGUUUCAGUCGUGUACAGCGGACUCUCUCCUGUCUCACUCGCAGUGUGCUGAACCUACAGGCGGCAGGUGUGGGCACCGACUGUCCGCCGAAGCUUUUCUCACUUGUUUGGGACCAAAUUUGGAUUCUAAACCGAGGCGAUAACUCACACUGUAAGCAGGCUAGGCAUAGUGCACCCUCGAUGUGAGGAUGUUGCAGUGAUAGACAGCAGAGCAGCUUCCACUGUAUCGCACUCAGCCGGCAUCGUCAGCUGUUGCGCUAGCAGAGAGUGGAAGAGUCGCGAGCAACAGAAAAAAAGGCCAAACUAUGCGACUGACUUUCUGCCGGUAACCGUUUUCCACCUUAAGUCGACCGGGGAGCGGAUGCGAGCAGAGGUUGCCAACGAGCCUCUGACUAUUUUCUGCCCUUUGUCGGUGCCGGAGGAGCUGUGCCAAUGGAAAAGGCGACUCCGCCGCCCCAGCCCCAGCUCCAGCUGUCGAUAGCGAAGACGGAAAGUCCAGCGGAGGACAUCUCCGGUCUCACCGACGAGGAGCUGCUAAAGUGGACCAAGGACGAUCUGGUGCGGCGGCUCAGGCGGUCCGAGGCCGACAAGAUGAGCGUGAUUCUGGAUCACGGGAAUCUCAUCCGAGAGGUCAAUCGCAGCCUCCAACUACACUUGAACGAGAUCAGGGGGCUGAAGGAUAUCAAUCAGAAGUUGCAGGAAGACAACCGGGAGCUGCGGGACUUGUGCUGCUUCCUGGACGAUGAUCGGCAGAAAGGCAAACGCGUAUCCAGGGAGUGGCAGCGCUUGGGACGUUACAGUGCCAGCAUCAUGCGUAAAGAGGUGACCCUCUACCUCCAGAAACUCAAGGAGCUGGAGCUUCGACAGGAGGAGGUAAUCCGGGAGAACCUGGAGCUGAAGGAGCUCUGCCUGCUGCUGGACGAGGAGAAGGGGGUGGUAGGUGUAGGAGGUGGCGGUGGAGGAAGCAUAGGGGGAGGGAGUGUUGGGAUGGGAGGGUGCCGCAACUCUAUAGACAGCCAGAGUAGUUUGCUGCUGGUGCCCGGGCAGGGCCUCCUGAUGAGAGACGUGGGGGACGGGAGCAGCACCUCCAGCGCAGGGAGCGCUGACAGCUCCGAUCACCCUCACCAUAAGCAGCCUCACCUGGCCCCCGGGGUGGGUGGGCUUGGUAGCGGUGGGGAAAAGGGGAGCCCCGAGCUUGUGCACAAACCCAGGUGUAGCAGCAUCAGUGGAAUAGGAGGCGGAAGUGGAGACAGGGAGAUGUCCAGCCCUGAGCACCCUGCCGGACGCCACCGGAGUACAAGCCUGGAGUACCCGUACACCCUGCCCCAGCUCUGCCGGCCCCGCUGCGGCUCCAUAUCCGUGCCUGACCACAGUCGAGUCAUGCGGGGCCUCAGCCCGGAAAAAUACGGGAGGAACGUGGGACGACGCAGUCCGGAGCAGCACCCCAAGCACCACACCUCUGAUCUUCUUCUGGGCCAGAGGCAGCACUUCCUGGGUCAGGGAGGCAGCGGGGAGCUCUAUCAGAGGCACCACAGGAGCAGCAUUAGCAGUUUGGGCUGCGGGAGCCCCGAGCCCAGGCAGGCACAUUUAGGGGCCACAGAGCACCAUGAAAAGGGCUGCGUGAUCCAGGGGGGCAGCCCUGAAACUCAUCGGCACCAGUACAGUAUGAGCCCUGACCAUGUGAAGUUCGGCAGCCCUGUGAGAGACGGGCAGAGGAGGCCGGCCGGAGACGAGCUGUCGCCCCACCAUCGGAGCAUCUACAAUGGCAUGAAUGCUUUGAUAUCAGCCGGCUGCUGCACCAACAACUGUAGAAAUGUCAAGCUAUGGGACAGCUUUGAUGCCUCCUCUUGACCCCAACUUGACCAGCUAGGCUCCUCAAACGGAGGAGGGGUUGCAGAGGUACAGCCCUCCAGUGUCUCUGGCCUUGAUAAACACGAGGACCCCUGGACGCCAUCCUCCACGACUCCGGAUGGUCCGUCGUCCAUGGCCUCUUCCAUGUCCACAGCCCUGAAACAGACUGCCUCCAUGUUUUCAUUUCUACAUAUCGAGACUUCGAGAGAAUGGGAGGGGAGUUUUGGGGGAAAUGCUAUUAGUGCGGUUGGUAAAACCCACGAAGACUGCCGCAGCUAAAUGGAUUAGAGUGGAUAUCUCUCCAUUCCAACUGUGACACGGCUACCUCCCAGAAAGCACACAGAAAAAAGGGAGAGACGCUGGGGAUCGGUGAGAGAAGAUGUAGAGGACUCGGCACUGUUUGUGCCGAUACCCUCUGUUUACAAAUGUACAUCAUUGGUGGAGAAGCACAUAAAUGAAACUUUCUAUACCCUGCCGUUCUAAACCUGAAUCAUUUUCCAAACACUUUUGCCUCCCUGUUGAUCCAGCCUCUCCCUCCUCUCCUUCAUCUUCAGAGUGUGUAAUGAGACUGGUGUAAUCUAAUGUUCCGUCUCUCAGUCUCCACAUUCAGCCGAUCACAUGAUUGCCAUCGUCUUCAACGUUUUCAGCCAUUUCAACUGAAUUUAAAAACAAAACAAAAAGCAUAUUUGUCAAAGAUGUUCUAGCAAAGAAAAAAAAACAACCUCUUCCUGUGUCUUAAACCGAGAUGGUCAUCAUUACUAGCUGCUGACAGAUGUUCUAGUUCUAUAAGAUGCAAUGUUCAGGUGUAAUUUUUUCUUUUUUGUAUUAUCUUCUUUGCUCCCUUAAAGCGCCUAUAUUGAAGCUGGGGAGAAGAUUAUACGUUUCUCCAUGUGGAUUUUUACAAGGAAAUAAAGUCCAAGUAAAAAGUAGAUUAUUGGAUUAGUUUUCUAUAUAUCUAUAUAUAUAUAAUAAAUAUAAUAUGAUUAUUAUUUUUGACUUACUGGUAUUAGAACUAUUAUAUGAAGAUGCAUAUGAUAUAUAUAUCAAAUAAUAAACAGACUUCUUUAUGUAAAAGUG
Molecule: messenger RNA, 2971 nt
Organism: Cottoperca gobio
Lineage: Eukaryota; Metazoa; Chordata; Actinopteri; Perciformes; Bovichtidae
Gene: ccdc85al
Product: coiled-coil domain containing 85A, like
Exons: 4
Coding region: 476-1894 (472 amino acids)
Source: RefSeq, a predicted model, not a curated record